AUGAGUGUAACGGUCCAAUCCGCAACCGACCCAGGACUCACCCUCUCCAAAGACCGUUGCGUCCCGGGCUCUGUCAACAUUCCACUGGCAAAAUGGCCCAAGACCGCCGAAUCUACGUCCGUGCCGCCAGACGAAGUUGCCGACAAAGUUGUCCAAUCGAUCAACGCCUCCCUCCAGCGAGAAGACACCCAGGCGAUCGCUGACCUCUUCCUCGAAGAUGGAUACUGGCGCGACCACCUCGCCCUCUCAUGGGACAUGCAUACCCUGAAAGGCCGGGGUAAAAUCGCCUCGUUCCUGGCACAACGGUGUCCUCUUACGAACUUUGAGAUCGACAGAAGUACAGCAUACCGCUCGCCACAGCUGGGCGCAUUCGACGGCACUGGCGAUGUCAAGGGUAUCCAGUUCUUCACCAAUUUCACGUCUCGCGCCGGAGCCGGACAAGGCGUCGUCCGCCUGGCUGAGAAAGACGGCAAAUGGCAGAUAUUCACUUUCUUCACCGUCCUCCGCAACAUCUCCGGCCAUGAAGAGCUGGUCAAUCACCGCCGACCAAAGGGGGUCGAGCAUGGUGGAAAGAUCGAUCGGAAGAACUGGCAGGAGCGGCGGACCCAGGAUUUUGAUUUUGAGAACAAGGACCCGGUCGUCCUGGUUGUUGGUGCUGGCCAAGCUGGGCUGACAGUGGGGGCUCGACUGAAGAACUUGGGCGUCGACACCUUGCUCAUCGACAGCGAGGACCGAAUUGGUGACAAUUGGCGAAGGCGAUACCACCAGCUCGUGCUCCACGACCCCGUCUGGUAUGACCACAUGCCAUACAUUAAUUUCCCCGCGCACUGGCCAGUCUUUACGCCGAAGGACAAGCUGGGCGAAUUCUUCGAGUCCUACGCCAAGCUCCUCGAGCUCAACGUAUGGGUGAAGACAACUCUCGAAUCAACCGCCUGGGACGACGCAAAGAAGUUGUGGACGAUAACCGUCAAGCGCACCAAGCCGGACGGCACCACCGAGACACGCAGCCUCCACCCAAAGCACGUCAUCCAAGCCACAGGACAUUCUGGCAAGAAGAACUUUCCAUCCACCACGAAAGGUCUUGCCAACUUUGAGGGCGAUGUCCUCUGUCACUCCUCCGAAUUCAAAGGUGCCAAACCCGCGAGCAAAGGCAAGAAAGCCGUUGUGGUGGGAUCAUGCAACUCCGGCCACGAUAUUGCCCAGGACUUUUACGAAAAGGGUUACGACGUCACACUCGUGCAAAGAUCAACAACAUGUGUCAUUUCGAGCGAGGCUAUCACAAACAUCGGCCUCGCAGGUCUGUACGACGAAAAUGGUCCGCCCGUUGAUGACGCAGACCUCUGGCUGCAUAGUCUCCCCAGCGAAGUCUUGAAAUCGUUGCAAGUCAAGGUGACGGAACUCCAACGCCAACAUGACGCCAAGACCCUCGAAGGCCUAUCGAAAGCCGGCUUUAAACUUGAUUCGGGUCCAGAGAAUUCCGGCCUGUUUAUGAAAUACUUCCAGCGCGGUGGCGGCUAUUACAUCGACGUCGGCGGUUCGCAGUUGAUCAUUGACGGGAAGGUCAAGAUGAAGCAGGGGCAGGAGAUCGAUGAGAUCUUACCGCGCGGUAUCCGCUUCGCAGACGGCUCGGAGCUCGAAGCGGAUGAGAUCAUUUUCGCUACGGGGUACCAGAACAUGAGGACACAAGCACGAGAGAUCUUCGGUGAUGAGAUCGCCGACCGGGUAGGUGAUAUAUGGGGUUACGACGCUGAAGGAGAAAUGCGCACAAUCUGGCGCCAGACCGGCCACCCGGGAUUCUGGUUCAUGGGAGGGAAUCUGGCGCUGUGCCGGUACUACUCGAAAUUACUGGCACUCCAGAUCAAGGCGUCGCUUGAAAAGCUAAGCUAG
Exophiala aquamarina CBS 119918 is the source of this 1887-nucleotide messenger RNA. RefSeq lists its product as uncharacterized. The coding region runs from base 1 to 1887 and encodes 628 amino acids. The record is from RefSeq and is a predicted model, not a curated record. The transcript is spliced from 2 exons. Gene Ontology annotation, molecular function: flavin adenine dinucleotide binding; monooxygenase activity. Lineage: Eukaryota; Fungi; Ascomycota; Eurotiomycetes; Chaetothyriales; Herpotrichiellaceae.